Belonocnema kinseyi is the source of this 4679-nucleotide messenger RNA. RefSeq names its product cGMP-specific 3',5'-cyclic phosphodiesterase (gene Pde6). Lineage: Eukaryota; Metazoa; Arthropoda; Insecta; Hymenoptera; Cynipidae. Gene Ontology annotation, molecular function: protein binding; 3',5'-cyclic-nucleotide phosphodiesterase activity. The transcript is spliced from 14 exons. The coding region runs from base 277 to 3537 and encodes 1086 amino acids. Gene Ontology annotation, biological process: signal transduction. The record is from RefSeq and is a predicted model, not a curated record.
CACUCUGAUCUACGUCAUGAAGAGAAAUCCUACAAAAAGGCCACAGGAGAUGGUGAAACAUCAGAGAUAACGGAAUGAAUUAAAGGCGUGAAUCCAGUCGAUGAGGGAAGGAAGAAGGGAACAGAGGCGAUAGCCAACAAUGCAAGAAGUCAAGCCUGCAUAUGCGGUCUUCUGAGGCUCCUUUGUACUCUUUUUGGACGGUCGAUCAAAGAUACAAAGAAGCCAUCGCAUUGGCUGCUUUUUUUUCGAUGGCGAGGUUUGCAAAGCUGAGAUGAUAUGGAAGCUGAGGAUGAUGUGGACGAGGAGUUGUCGGGAGCGGCGGCUCGUGAAGAGAUUAAUCACAACAACAAUUUGGAGGUGCUCGAAACCAUGAAGAUCUCGGCGGUGCCAACGUCCUCCAAGAUUCCAGAGCGGAAGGAGUGCACCCUGGUGCAAUCCUCUCCCGACCACAACCUCCUGCCUUCACAAAUGAGCAUGAGCACCUUUAAUCAGGAUAAUAAGCUUAGCAAAGCUGAUGAGAACAUGCACGUAGAAUCAAAAGUACUUUUAAGCACGAACAUGAAGACUGAUGGGAGAGAGGGAGAGGUCUCUAGAUUUUGCAGGAGCAAAAGGGUGUCGGUGUCCUGUCAAGACACUAUUCAUGAAUCCGAAGAGGACGAUGGCCUUACUAUGGAAAGAGUUGGAAAAUAUUUGGAAGCAAAUCCAGGUCUCGUGGAAUCAUGGAUAAGAGAAAAAGCUAGCGCGGAAUUAAAGAUGUGGUUGCAGGGAACAAGUUUGGCACCUAAAACGUCGAUGUCAAGUAUAAAUCAAGACGAAAAUUCGCUGAAUAGAAACAAAAGGAACAGCGUCACUUCGGAUUUGUUCCAAUCAUGGCUGUCAUCCAAUUCACCAGUAAAAAGAAGCAAAAGCCCUAGCAGAAAUUCAACGACCCUUAUGGGUCGAAGAGAAGAAUUGAACAGGUUGGAUGAAGGAGAUCUUUUCAUGGAACUAAUUCGAGACGUUGCUAAUGAGCUGGACAUCAAUGUACUUUGCCACAAGAUUUUAGUUAAUGUUGGCCUCCUUACCCACGCUGAUAGGGGCAGUUUAUUCUUGGCCAAGGGUCCUCUGGAGGAAAGAUAUCUAGUCGCAAAGUUGUUCGACGUCACGCAAGACACCGAGUUGAAUGAGGCAGUACAAAAAGCAAAGAAUGAAGAGAUCAAAAUUCCCUUUGGUGUUGGCAUCGCCGGCUACGUAGCUCAGAGUAAACAGAUCAUAAAUAUCAAGGAUGCUUAUAAGGAUCCGAGAUUUAAUAGCGCCAUCGACAUGCGGACGGGUUACAAGACCACUUUGAUUCUCUCUAUGCCAAUUUGUAAUUACGAAGGCGAUGUGAUUGGCGUGGCUCAAAUCAUCAACAAAACGAAUGACAGUAAUGUAUUUACGGAAAGGGAUGUGGAGGUCUUCCAAAGGUAUCUGACCUUCUGCGGAAUUGGCAUUCAGAAUGCACAACUUUUCGAGUUAUCUGUACAAGAGUACAGGCGAAAUCAAAUUCUCCUCAACUUGGCAAGAAGCAUUUUUGAAGAGCAGAAUAAUCUGGAGUGUCUCGUAUCGAAGAUAAUGACGGAGGCGAAAGAGCUGUUGAAAUGCGAAAGAUGUGCUGUUUAUCUUUUGGAUUUGGACUGUGGGGAAGCGGGCCACCUUGAGAAAAUUGUAGAGCGACCUGGAAAAUUGGUGCAGGAAACUAGAAAGCCACUUUCGAGAAGGGAGAGCAACAAUAUUGACAUGGAGGACAUUUUCCAUCAACAUAGAUCAACCGAGAGCAGCAAAUUUACGAUGGUUUUUGAAAUGGAGAAUGGAAAAGAAGAAGCUAGAGUUUACCGUCCAAAUUCUAGUGACCUUUCGAAACCCUUGGGUCGGAUCGCAAGAUACGUGGCAGCAACUGGUCAGAUUCUGAACAUCGGAGAUGUUGCCACUUGGUUGAAGAGAGAGGUCAUGGAAACAGAAAGUGAACCUAUCAGAAGUAUACUUUGUAUGCCAAUUGUCAAUGGACAAAGGUCUGUGAUAGGAGUUGCUCAGUUGAUAAACAAGGAUAAUGGAUCAUCCUUCACGGACUCAGAUGUCUCAAUUUUCGAGGCCUUUGCAAUAUUUUGUGGAUUGGGAAUUCACAAUACUCAAAUGUACGAAUCAGCUUGCAAGUUGAUGGCCAAACAAAAGGUGGCUCUUGAGUGCCUGAGUUAUCACGCAACUGCCAACAAUGAUGAUGCUCUAAGGUUAAUGUCGGAUUCAAUAUCAUCAGCUGAAAAGUAUAAUCUCUACAGUUUCACAUUCAUUGACUUUGAUCUGACUGAUGAUGACACGUGCCGAGCCACAAUUAGAAUGUUCAGACAAUGUGAUCUCAUCCAGCAAUUUCAUAUUCCUUAUGAUGUUCUUUGUCGAUGGAUUUUAAGCGUGAAGAAAAAUUACAGGCCUGUAAAGUAUCAUAAUUGGAGACAUGCUUUAAACGUUGCUCAAACAAUGUUUGCGAUGUUGAAGACGGGCAAAAUGGAGCAAUUUAUGACCGAUUUGGAAAUUUUGGGACUUCUUGUUGCUUGUUUAUGUCACGAUUUGGAUCAUCGAGGCACCAAUAAUGCCUUCCAGACCAAAACUGAAUCCCCAUUGGCGAUUUUAUAUUCCACUAGUACCAUGGAACAUCAUCAUUUUGAUCAGUGUGUGAUGAUCCUUAAUUCAGAUAGCAACAACAUUUUCCAGAAUUUGGCAAUGGAAGAUUAUAGAAAAGUGAUGAGGGUGGUGGAAAACGCAAUUUUGUCGACGGAUCUGGCUAUGUAUUUCAAGAAGAAAAAUAAGUUUAUGGAAUUAAUCGAUGAUGGAGAGUUUGAUUGGCAAAGUGAAGAGAAGAAAGAACUCUUAUGCGGGAUGAUGAUGACAGCCUGCGAUGUGAGUGCCAUUGCGAAACCAUGGGAAGCUCAACAUCGGGUGGCGAAAUUGGUAGCUGAUGAAUUUUUCGACCAAGGUGACUUGGAGAAACUACAAUUGAAUCAGCAACCAGUUGCGAUGAUGGAUCGCGAAAAAAGAGAUGAACUUCCGCAAAUGCAGGUGGGCUUUAUCGACGUGAUCUGCCUCCCCUUGUACAAAGUCUUAUCAGAAACGUUCCCCUGGAUCUUGCCUCUCUACGAGGGAACUCUUGACAACAAAAGACACUGGCAAGACCUUGCUGAGAAGGUCGAUAUGGGUCUCACCUGGAUAGACCGGGACACCAUCGAGGAGCCAGUCGAGGAAUUUGUCUCCUCGGAACCAAAGGACAUAGAAUUCACAGUCACAACCUUAAACUGUGUUCACACAGAAAAGAAGGAUGGAUUCGUGGAUCAGGUCCCAGAAGCUGCAAAGUCUUCUGCCUUAGGACGAUUCGCCUCUCUAAGAAAGGGCGGAAGAACAUUAACUAAAGGUGUCAGGAAUCGACUCAGCAGAUCCUUGUACUCCAGAAGCAAUUCGGAAGACACGGGAAAAGCCAAAGAACUGAUUCCGGAAAGGAAAAAUAGAAACAAGUUGUGUCUGCUCAUAUGACGACUGACAACAACCACCUUGGAAAGUAUACCCGAGUGAUCGGUAAUUGGAAAGACGACCCUGGUUGUCAAAACUGUCAAUUGUCCGCCUUGGCUUCGAAGCUGAGAAAAGGCGAACUGCCUGGCAUCGCGCAAGGCCUUCCGAAGAGGAGUUUUGGCGAGAUUCAAAAUUUUGCUGACUUCGCGAAGAUGAUGGCAUGCACAUUCUGCUGCGUAAAGAGUAGCAAACUGACAAUGAGGAAUUGCUGGUGCAUGUCCGAUCAAAAAAGGCGGAAGCUCAAGUCUCGUUGGUUAUGAGAAGCUGUAUAGUUGCAACUGGAGAUGUGAUGUACCUGGUGAAAUCCGGAUCUCACAAACUCACCUUAAAAAAAGAUUUAUACCUUAGGAUUUUUUAAUCUGCAGCAAUUCCGAAAAUCAAACGUUACUAAAGUAACUUAUUUUUAAAGAAAGAGUGGAGUUUCCAGGUACGUUACGAUUGCAGGCAAAAGAGAAAUGAGGCAUUUUUAAAAAAGGAGUAGAGUAUGAGCUAGUGACUAGGUAGUUGCAUUCAAUUGAAUCCGGGUUUUGCGGGGUCUGCUUAUACUUUCAAAGAUAUUGUUUAGUAAAACUGUUUCUGUUUUGUUUCAAAAUUAAAAAGUGGAAUUAUAACGCGGUUGGAAAAAGCAACAUAAGUAUGUUAGAACGAAGUAAAGAAAUAUUGCGAAAUCUAUGACACUCAAAACUUACCAACGGCCGGUGCUCGUUCAUUUUAGAGGUUUUAAAAAUGCACUUUAAAAAUCUUCUAGGCCCCGUAAGGGGUUUCGCAGUAGCGAUAGAGGGGCUUAGUAUCUUUUUUUUUUUUAAAGCUGGUAAUUGUUAAAAAUUAGUAAAGUUUUAUAGGAACAACGUGAAUUGAGCACGAAGCCGACUAACAGUUUUUGGCGCUGAUAGCUCAACUGUACUUGAUCGUACUACGAAAAUGCACUGUCGAUAAAAGUCGCACCUUUCUUGGCGAGAAUUUAAAAUUAGAAUAAAAACUGCAAUUUGUGCUUUUCUUUUUGUAAUUGUUUAUUUAAAUCUCUUGCUUGGGCUCGUAAUAGAAAAGAGUGGCAAGUGAUAAAAGAAUGUGGCUGUAAACUCACUGAUAAUAAUCGAUAAUAAUUU